CUUCCUAUGCCUAUUACACACAACCGGAGCACGGUUCGUGUAAAAAAAACCCUCGACUAUUUCGCUUCGUCCCCGUCCAAGGCAGCGAGGCGCAGACAGUUGUGAUGAGAAAAUUUGUAAGAUGGCUGCAAAAUACAAAUUGUUUCGCUUCGAGUAAAAUUUUCAACCUUUCGGGAGUGGAAUGAACGGGAUUUGAACACGAUUUGCACGCCAUCGGGCAGUGCAAAUGGUAAACUAUUGGUAAUUUGGAGUUUGAAACCCGUAAGAAAUCAGUUCAGAGUGAUAUCAUUGAUACGCCAAAGUGACGCCCAAUAUUUUGCCUUCCGUCGUCGCACUGAUAAAAUCGCUCAAAGUUCAUGGACGAUUUGCUGGCGAAAAACAAGACAGACGACGGCCGACCACUGUUUAGAAAGGCAACCGUAGUUUUUGGGAAGUCAUUCGGUUCCGGAAGAUUAUGUCCAAUCUGUAUGCGAAAAUUUCCCAGCGCCCAAUGAAGAGGAAUGAAGAGCAGAUUUUUUCAGUGUUCCCAUAUCACAAUAUUGAGAUGUUCAACGUGCUGGCCCCGUUUCAUCAAAACAGUGUCGCCGCUGCCGCUACAGCCGCUACCGCAACCGGUGGCAGUGCCGCCACGCCAGGCGGUCUGAACGGACCGAGCAGCCGAGGAGUGGAGAACAUGCAAGUGACUCAGCCCUGCAGUGCGCCAUCGUCGCCGACCAUCACUUCACCCGGUGCCCUCAGUUCGACCUCGUUCUGUUUGCCAACUGGAAGCAGCAGCAGCACCGCCAGUACCAGUGGAGGUAGUUGUGUCAUUACGGGUACCACCGCAACGGAUACCGGUGAUCCAAACUGGCAGGCCACCAAAAGUACGGUUCGGGAGCGGAAUGCGGCCAUGUUCAACAACGAUCUAAUGGCGGAUAUUCGCUUUAUUGUCGGAACCGAUGAACAAGUGCAAACCAUACCGGCCCACAAAUACGUGCUGGCAACCGGAAGCUCCGUGUUCUAUGCUAUGUUUUACGGUGGAUUAGCCGAGAACAAACAAGAAAUCAAAGUUCCUGACGUUGAGCCGACUGCUUUCCUGACUCUGCUAAAAUACUUGUACUGUGAUGAGAUCCAUCUGGAGGCGGACAACGUGCUGGCCACGCUCUACGUCGCCAAGAAGUACAUCGUACCACAUCUGGCCCGUGCCUGUGUUAACUAUCUGGAAACCAGUCUAACGGCGAAAAAUGCCUGCCUUCUGCUCAGUCAGUCGCGGCUUUUUGAGGAACCGGAACUGAUGCAACGCUGCUGGGAAGUCAUCGACGCUCAGGCGGAAAUGGCCAUCAAGUCGGAGGGUUUCGUCGAUAUCGACCUGAAAACAUUCGAAACCAUCCUGGCCCGGGAGACAUUGAACUGCAAGGAGAUUCACCUGUUCGAGGCAGCGCUGAGCUGGGCCCAGGCUGCUUGUAGCAAAAUCGACAUCGAACCGACCUCGAACAACAAACGGCAGGUGCUCGGACAGGCCCUGUAUCUGAUCCGCAUUCCGACCAUGUCGCUGGAAGAGUUUGCCAACCGUGUCGCCCAGUUGGGUAUCCUGACCAACCAGGAGACGAUUGAUAUCUUUCUGAAUUUUACGGCGAAGAACAAACCCAAGCUAACGUUUCCGGUGAAAACUCGGGCCGGACUGAAGACGCAAGUCUGUCACCGGUUUGCCUCGUGUGCCUACCGGAGCAAUCAGUGGCGCUACCGGGGCCGCUGUGAUUCGAUUCAGUUCUCGGUGGAUAAACGGAUCUUCAUUGUGGGAUUUGGUUUGUACGGAUCUUCAACCGGUGCGGCAGAUUACGAUGUGAAGAUUGAACUGAAGCGGCUGGGUCGCGUACUGGCAGAGAAUAGUACCAAGUUUUUCUCGGAUGGUUCCAGUAAUACGUUCCAUGUGUUCUUUGAGACACCGAUUCAGAUCGAACCGGAGUGUUUCUAUACGGCGUCGGUCGUCCUGGACGGAACCGAGCUAAGUUUCUUCGGACAGGAAGGCAUGAGUGAGGUAUGCGUCGGCACGGUGACCUUCCAGUUCCAGUGUUCAUCGGAAAGCACCAACGGCACUGGGGUACAGGGUGGUCAAAUUCCGGAACUGAUCUUCUACGGCCCGAUGGGUGUCAGUAGCCAUAGCUUGCCGGCCAGUAACAGCGCCAAUUCGAUCAACAAUAACAACAGCAAACCGAACUCGUCGGCAACCAGUGGUUCCAACUCAUGCACGACACUUCACAACGGCAACGGGGGCAGCUACUCCAACGGGAACGCAGAUACCGGGCCAAACCAGCUGUCAAACAACCCGCUCGGAGCCAUCAAUCUGUUGAACAAUGAAAUUGAAUGAGUCGGGUUGCUACGACCCAAGUUUCGGCGAUCUAUUGAUUGAAAGAUUGAAGCUGUUUUGUUUUUGGCAGAACGAUUACUCAUUAGAACAUGAAUUUAGAACAGAAGAGAAAAAAACAAGUAAGCAGUCUAUUUAGUACUGGCUGUGAAAGCCUAUUAGUAACAGUAGAAAUAGUAGUAUAAAGUUUGUAGAAUUAAAAAAACCCAGUCAAUCAACAUCUGUUCCGACGAGUUUACGUUACGGUAGACAGUUUUGUAUCGUUUAGUGAAAAAAAUGAUUCGGCUAUUCCUUAUUGCCUUACACCUAGUGGACCUUUUCGGGUCAUCCAUAAUCCACGAGAGGACGUCAGACGUCAAGGCUUACUGAUCGUGCUUAGCCAUCAAAGUACAAACAAGUUGAAGAUUAAAAACUCUGAAAAACGUGAGGGCAGUAGUUAAGAAGUUCCCCCGUCAAAUAUAUGUUUUCCUGCAACAUUUUUACAAUAGAUGAACGUAACGAGAAGGCUUGGAGUGAUCUUUGAAACUGUUUGAAUUUCAAUUGAAUUUCGGCUCUCGCUUAUUGUCAGAUGAAGUUAUGUAUUUGUCAAAACUCAAUGAUUAGACUGGAAAUUUGAACCUGCAGUUGGAACGGCAAGGUUUUCGUAUUACGAACGACAAAAUUUAAAAACAGAAACUUCAGUUACUGAAUAACGGAUGGAGUAGUUUUCCUUAUAAGAAGUCAAAUUUGCGACUCCUUGUACUGUCCAACUGAAUGACCGAAUGAUGCUUCAGUAUAGCAAACGUUAGUUUAAAAAAAAAGUUAAAAGAAUCAUGUUUGACUUCACUGAUUAUAAUUUUGAUGUAGGACUAUGUCUUUGUUUUCUUAGAGGAGUUCGAAUUCGAAAUACGGAAACAAAAACCGUACAAACAGUGGUUAGGUUUUGAACAUUUGCAACUGAAACAAUUUGAAACAGUUUUUCGAUAUAAAUACACCUACUACUUGGAAAUAUGUCUACGCAUCGAUUCGAGUAAAUAAAACUAUAUUUCUGGAGAUGGUUGGUGGUCGAAACUUCAAUUAAUAGCACUAUAAGUGUCUAAGUGUUUUCCUUUUUUUUUUCAAGCCAGUCUCAUAGUUUUCUUGACGUUCUAUCGCGUCUCCAGGAAAAAAAAAGAAAAUUCGCAGAACGCAUAAAAAACGCAUAUCUUUGAAAUUCGCAUUAAAAACGCAUAUAAAAGACUUCUCUAACAGAGACGACAGUUCCGUAUACACUCAAGUAUUUUUUUUAUGCGAAAGACCUCCCGCAUAGAAAAACCAUUAACCAAUAACCAACUUUGAAAAUCCGCUUGAAAAAACUACAAAUGUACGAAAAAAAUAAGUUUAAAAUUCGUAAAACGUCGACAUCUGGUGUUAUCUCGAAAAAAAUUUUUUUUUGAAAUUGACUUUUGAGAUUUCCGAAAUCAAAGGAAUAUUCUUGACACUAUCGCCCUUAUUCUGAAUAACGGCGUAUUGGUUUUUCGAUCGAAUAUGGUUCGGUCGAAUCCUAGAUACCUUUGAUUUUGCUAGCGUUAUUGGAAAUACGAAUGAAAUACGGUCGAAAAAACGAUACGUCGUUAUUCAGAAUAAGGGUGUAUAUGUUUUAGAAAUGCAUGAAACAUCAGGGUCUGAUGUAACCUCAAAAACAAUUUUUAUUUGAAAAAAUUACAAGGAUCGGCCCCAUGGGGUUGUUCGAGCCAUUGAUGUUGAACAAGGCAACCAAAAUUUCUAAUGAUCGAUAAUGGUUUCGUGUCUCUUUCUAUGCGUUUUUUUAUACGGUUUUAAGUAACUUUAAGUAAGUGUUUCGGAAAUCACAAAACCAAUAUUUUUUAAAUUUUUUUCCACAGAAUAAUUCGAUGAAAUUUUAAGACAUCUAACAAUAAAGAGAGAUAACACCAGAUCUCGACAUUUCAUGCAUUUCCAAAACAUUUGGCACCCCUUAUUUUCUCCGUCUUAUACCAUCUUUUUUAUCACUAACAAGAUCUACAUGCCGGUUCUAAACCCGUCGUUCGCCCACGCUCACUUACUGACCCCCAACUUACCUCUAUCUUCCAUCUUCCUAUCAACUUCUAUUUCUUUUGUAAUCUGUUGAUACAAAAGAUGAAGAGGUUUUAUGUCCGCCGGAGAGAGAGAUUGCUAUAUUUCAUCUCCAUCGAGCUUUUCCUUCUCCCCAAAUAAAUAAAUAAAUAAAGUUAGGCGGCACGUAUUCUCCACAUAAAAAGACACGAGUGUGCAUAAAGUCACAGUUUCCAUAGGACUCCCCUUUUCAAAACCAAAACCGUAGAGAAGAUUGCUUGGCUAUGCACAAAAGCAAGUUAACCUUUUGUUGACAUGUUUUGUGCGCCGUUCGUCUCGCACUAGAGAUAUUUCCAUCAAAAUUCUACUGUUUGUUUGUAUGCAAGACAAAACGCAGGAUGACCUCGGAUGAUUGAGAGCAGCCCUUUCAUCAUUACCAGCAAACACCCUUUUCAGCGCAUCAAAAAUUCUUUUUUCGAAAAACUAUUUCCAAUAGAUAUAAAUAAUUUUACAGAAAAUACAAGAAAAACUGCUGUCAAAAUAUUAAAAUCAAAUUUUCACCAUGGUGGUGUAGUCCUACGUCAACAGUUCGAACAAACCUAUUUAGCUCUGCCCCUUUUAGUUGUUGAUUGAAUUUUGACUCCCUACUAAUACUCAGAUGAAGCUACGUAUUAGCCAAAAUCAGAUAUCCAUGAAAAAGUCUAAUGAUUAGGUUGGAAAUUCGAAUCUGCGGUUGGAACGCCUAGCUCUUCAUAUUACGAACGAAAACAGUGAAAAGUGGGGAAAAUUGAUGAAGAAAAAAUGCGACGUUUUUCUUUUAGCUUUUUGAUACAAUUGACCAAAAAGUAUCUUAAGUAAACUGCUUCAAAAAAAUGAUUCUACGCAAUUAAAAAGACUGCAUGAAACACGAACUUUGAUUUUUCCAAAAUUGAUCUAGACUGUAUUUGAAAGGGCUGAACAUUUUUCACCAAUUUUCUUUUGCAAAUGAGUAAAAUGUCGUCGAGAACCGGAUAUAUUUCAAAUCAAACUUAUUACAUCUUGAUUGACGGACUUAGAAAGACCGAAUCGUUGGAUUUUGGAUGACCUAUCAUUGUGUUAUUUCUUUUGUUAUCUUUGAUUCGAAUGUUCGUUCGAGAGAGUUGAAGCGAAAGGCACGAGACUUAAUCCGGUCGGAGUUUCCGCGAGUUUCCGUACUAGAGUACUUGAAGUAUCCAUUAUAUACGUAUUGUUGAAGCAAAGUACUAGUCACGUAACAAAAAUAAACAUUGAACGUGCGUUUGUUGAGUUUGAGAUUUUAAGUUUUCGUUUCAACGUCUAUCAAUGCAAGUCCAAAUUACGUAGCGAAGAUAAUGUAAACAAAAAAACGAAUUAGUAACAUGCGACUCAUCGCAAAGAAACAAAACAUAAAACAAAAUGGUAACUUAAUUUCAAAAUACAAGCAAAUAAAAUGUAACGGUAUGAAUAAAACAGAGACAAAAAAAAAUAAUCCUACAAAAAAUAAUCAAAUCAUAAGCGACGGUUUCCUCCUAGUAUGUAAGGCACAACAAAAUGAAAGUGAUCAGAAGUCCUCACUGGGCCCAAGACAAGCAUCCUUUGAGGGGGUUGGAGAUGACUAAAUAAAGCAUCUCCAAGCAAGGCUGGAAUGGACAAAACUUAGACUUUAGGAUGAAAUUAAACACGUAGUGAACACAACAUUUAACGUGAUUAGAUUCAGAGAUUUAAAUAUAUUAGAAAGACUACAACCUAAACGAUAGCACUGAUAGAUGAAAACAUAGUACGUAGCAGUAGUUACACUUAUUGGAAUAAACAAAACUGAUUAUUACUGAAUUCCAACAAGUUGUUCGAGUCUAGAUUUUCAGUUAGCCAUCAACAACAAUUUAGAUCCCGGGUAGGGUCAUACAGAAAGUGAGAUAUUAGAAUCGUUGUGGAAGAUUUGUCUUCGGACCAGUUCUGAAGUUAACAGAAUCGUGUUGUACUUGGCCUAAAGUCUUUGGAAACCGCCGAAUGACAAGUUUCCGCAUCGGAAUGCAGACUCCCUUACUUGUUCUUUAGAGAUCCUUGAACAAUCGAACAAAUCAAACAAAAAAAGCACGGAUUCAACUUCACAUGAUGAUAGUAUGGAAUGAAUCUUCUUAAAACUUAUUGCAUUAGAUUAUAUACGUUCCUUCAGAAAAAGUUGAUGAUUGAACACUGAAUAAAACAUUAGAUGCA
Molecule: messenger RNA, 6586 nt
Organism: Malaya genurostris
Lineage: Eukaryota; Metazoa; Arthropoda; Insecta; Diptera; Culicidae
Gene: lute
Product: BTB/POZ domain-containing protein 6-B
Exons: 5
Coding region: 455-2347 (630 amino acids)
Biological process (GO): neurogenesis
Cellular component (GO): cytosol
Molecular function (GO): protein binding
Source: RefSeq, a predicted model, not a curated record